Messenger RNA from Hansenula anomala, 1323 nucleotides. RefSeq lists its product as uncharacterized. Gene Ontology annotation, biological process: transmembrane transport. Gene Ontology annotation, cellular component: membrane. The coding region runs from base 1 to 1323 and encodes 440 amino acids. The record is from RefSeq and is a predicted model, not a curated record. The transcript has a single exon. Lineage: Eukaryota; Fungi; Ascomycota; Saccharomycetes; Phaffomycetales; Wickerhamomycetaceae. Gene Ontology annotation, molecular function: transmembrane transporter activity.
AUGGUUUCAAUAGCUGAACAUAUUGGUGUUAAUACAAUCUUGAGCGCACCAAGAGAUAUUCAUCUUAUUUUGAUCGCAAGAUGCACCAGGCUUGCAGCUUUUGGUGCCAUAAGUUUGAUCCUGGUUCAAUAUUUGAAAUCAAAAGGUAUUAAUGAGACAGAAAUUGGUAUUCUUUUAACAUUCACACUAGUUGGUGACUUGAUUUUUUCAUUUUUGUUAGCGUUGGUGUCUGAUUCAUUAGGAAGAAGAAAAAUUUUGUUGCUAUCGUCUCUUCUUAUAACACUCACUGGUGCACUUCUUUAUUAUUUUGAGAACAUAUUUAUAAUUUCAAUUGUUAUGAUAUUUGGUGUUGUUACAACUUCCGGAGGUGAAGUUGGUCCAUUUAGGUCAAUAGAACAAUCAGCUAUCUCAAGUCUCACUAGAUACGAGGAUAGAUCAGACAUUUUCUCUUGGUAUACAUUUACAGGAGGGUUUUCAGCUGGGCUGGGAUCCUUGGUUAUUGGUCUCUUGGUUGGAAAAGAUAAGUAUGAGGUCUGUUUCCUGUUUUACACUAUAAAUGGAAUGAUUUUAUUCAUCUUGAACUUUUUACUUUCUUCAGAGAUUGAAAUUGAGAAUGACAUUACAGUUAAAGCUAGUGAAAGGUUGACUCCAGAAUCAGAAACUUUAUUGGGAGGUGACAGUGAAGAAAUCGAAGAGCCAGUAACUCCAAAUGAAAAGAAAUCAUUGAUUUGGAAGCUUGUCCCAAAAUUCUCGCCUGAAUCUUUGAAGAAGUUAUUAAUUCUGACGGUUUUGAUCUGUUUAGAUUCCUUAGGGAUGUCUUUAAGUACCAAGGCCUGGACUGCUUACUAUUUCAAGAUCAGAUAUGCUUUAAGCUCGUCUUCGUUAGGGCUAAUUUUCGGGACUGCUGCUAUAAGUGGUGCAUUGAUGGCACUUGUUGGUACAUACUUUUGUAAAAAGUACGGGCCUAUCAGAACAAUGGUUACUGUUCACACCACUGCUUCAGUUAUGCUGGUCAUGAUGGCUUUGCCUAUAGGUAUGAGAGAAAUGGUGACUUUGUUCCUUACAAGAUCUUUAAUCAGAACAAUGGAUUUACCAUCAAAACAUGUGUUUAUCUCUGCAACAGUAGAGCCACAAGAGAGAACAGCUGCAAUUGGAUUUAUAAAUGCAAGCAAAACGCUUGUCAACACUUUCGGUCCUCUUAUUAGUGGUGUUUUGGCAUCAAAAGAUAAAAUGUGGUUGUGUUUUCUGGUUGCCGGGAUUUUGAGGCUUUCUUAUGAUGUUGGACUGUACAUCAACUUUUGGGAUUUUAAAGAUGAUGAAUAA